AUGGCUGCCGAUUUCCCGUCCCCCUCUGCUCUUGAAACUGGAGAAAAUGACGAUGUCUACAAGAAGACGCGAGAUCGUAUGCUCCCAAGCUCGUCCAGAAAUGCUCUGGUCGUAGUCGUUGGCGAGUUCUGCGGGACGUUUAUGUUUCUCCUGCUAUCCUUUAUAGGCGCUCAAACUGCCAUUGUCAAUAACUCGCCGGGGGGGUCAAACCCAAAUGCUACAUUGCUCCCGUUCAGUCUAUUGUAUAUUGCCUCGUCUUUCGGCACUGCACUGGCUGCCAACGUCUGGAUAUUUUACCGAGUCUCUGGAGGCAUGUUUAAUCCGGCUGUUACUCUAGGCCUUACUCUCGUCGGCGCUGUCACUCCCCUGCGCGCCCUCGUCAUAGUGCCUGCUCAGCUAGCAGCGAGUAUUGCAGCUUCAGCAGCGGUAAUGGGUCUCCUGCCCGGGCCCCUGCGCGUUGCCAAUUCGCUCUCCAACGGAACCAACAUCGCGCAAGGUCUCUUCUUAGAGAUGUUUUUAACCACUCAGCUCGUCCUCGCCGUAUAUUUUCUUGCAGUCGAAAAGCAUCGGGCUACAUACCUUGCCCCUAUUGGCAUUGGCAUCUCCGUCUUUAUUGCGCAUAUGGCAGGGACGAAUUAUACAGGCACCUCAGUCAAUCCCGCUAGAUCAUUUGGCCCUGCCGUCCUCACUGGCUUCAAGAGCUAUCACUGGAUCUACUGGCUGGGCCCUUUUGCGGGCGCGCUCGUGGCGUUUAUUGUUUAUAGUCUCCUCAAGUGGCUGGACUACAGAACUGCAAAUCCUGGCCAGGAUGAUGACGAUAUCGAGCGGACAAUAAUUAUGCCGCUAAGGAACGAUCCUCAAUACGAAACCGAAACCCAACGCAUAGCCGCCGGUACUGACGAGCCAUCAACACCAGCAGCGCUAAAAGACCAAAAUGAGCAAUAG
Messenger RNA from Hirsutella rhossiliensis, 945 nucleotides. RefSeq names its product major intrinsic protein. The coding region runs from base 1 to 945 and encodes 314 amino acids. The transcript is spliced from 2 exons. Gene Ontology annotation, cellular component: plasma membrane. Gene Ontology annotation, molecular function: water channel activity. NCBI's taxonomy places the organism in Eukaryota, Fungi, Ascomycota, Sordariomycetes, Hypocreales, Ophiocordycipitaceae. The record is from RefSeq and is a predicted model, not a curated record. Gene Ontology annotation, biological process: transmembrane transport.